AGCUGCAGCAAUUUUGGUGGGAGUUUGCAUGGGGAUGUGGCCGCUUGAUCAGGUGUGCCAUGCGCGUGGACGCGGCGGAGUUUGUGCCCCGAGUGCCUGAGUCGGCGCGUCCCCAGCUGUCAGCAGACACCCCGGCCUUUGUGCCCAAGGCCCAUGCAGCAGAGCCAUGGGUGAGCAAGCCCGAGUGGGAUGCGGAGUACACCAUCUUCGAUGAGGAGAGCUUCCUGACUCCGGAAGUCCUCGGGUCCACGCCAUCGUCCAGCCGCGGCGACCGGUUGGAGGACGAGCCAACGCUUUCCUCGUCCAUGAGCCAGGCGAGCGGAGGCGGCAGCCAGGAGAAGUCAGGACCAGUGGCGGGGGCUCUGAGCACAAAGAAGCGGCAGCUGUAUUGGACCAUCAGUGACUUGGAUUG
This is a messenger RNA of Effrenium voratum, 412 nucleotides long. The record is from the annotation of a GenBank genome assembly. Lineage: Eukaryota; Dinophyceae; Suessiales; Symbiodiniaceae.